Molecule: messenger RNA, 1556 nt
Organism: Aedes albopictus (Asian tiger mosquito)
Lineage: Eukaryota; Metazoa; Arthropoda; Insecta; Diptera; Culicidae
Exons: 2
Coding region: 18-1343 (441 amino acids)
Source: RefSeq, a predicted model, not a curated record
CUGGCCAGGAGGGUGAAAUGCAGUUAAAGCGUAAUCUAGUGCGUCGUAUCGGGGAGUGUAUGAAAGUGUAUAAAAUAGAGCCACCAGCUUCUGAGUAUGUAGAGAAAAUCAACGACGUGCUUAACGACGCAGAUAGAAGUAGGGCAGGUCAGACGGAACAGUUUCCGAACAGCAGCACUCCUAAGGCAACCGGGACCGUACCGAAGGUAGCGGAGAUGACACCGAAGGAUCAGGUUCCAAACGACACAACGGGCGGACUAGGAAAGGAUGUGCAUGCACGGAUGAACCACAUGGAAAGGAUGCUUGAAAGUGUGACAAAGAUGUUGACGGAGCGUGAGCCACCGAUAGCGCAAACCGGUGGCACAGCGGAGCACCAACGCAUCGUAGCUGCUCGGGAUUCGAUUGGAGCACCGAACCGAACGACUCCGAAUAUCUCAACCGAAGAAGACGAACUUUUCGGCUUGCUGAAAAACGUCAGUAGGUUACUGAAAGAGCGACAGGGUACGCAGCAGGUAGUUGGACAAGAACCGGAAAGAGAAAUGGUUCGGCCACGUUUAUCCGGAUUAUUCGGCCCAGCUGAACCGGUGGAAACGGAAAGAGCGGCCGAAUGCGGAAGAGGACAGACCUCCCGUCAUUAUGAGGUAGCCCAGGAGCAGCAGAGGGCGAUGAGGAACACGAGAGAACGAGACGACUCAGACGAUUCAGACGGCGGUAGUUUUGCUUCCCGAAGAAGGGAAGGGUUCCAGAGACGUGGACAGGAUCACGACGACAGACGAGCUCGUUGUCGAGAUUAUGGGAUGCGAGACCACCUCAACAGAGUGGAGAAGUGGAAGCUCAGAUUCAGCGGAGACUCCAGAUCAGUGACGGUAGAGAACUUCCUGUACAAGCUGAACAAAAUCGCAGAGCUUGAGGGAGUUCCGGAACGACAGCUUCUGAGGGACAUCCAUCUGCUGCUGGAAGGACCGGCAUCCGACUGGUUUUUCACCUUUGUGGACGAGUUCGAGGAUUGGCCGACGUUCGAAAGGCUCAUCAAGUUCCGCUUCGGAAACCCUAACCAGGACCAGGGAAUUCGCCAGAGGAUCCAGGAAAGGAAGCAGCAGCGAGGAGAAUCGUUCAUCGCAUUCGUCACCGAGAUCGAGAAGCUCAACCGAAUGCUGUCGAAGCCACUGUCGAGGACGAGAAAGUUUGAGUUCAAGCUAUGUGCCUCUUUACGAGCAACUACCGAUUACGAUGAGUACGAAUCGAGAAGAAAACACCUGCGGGGUAAAAUUACUUCGAUUUUGUCGAACCAUGAAGAGGAAAUCGGAAAGGUUGUAAAACUGGACCGAAAGUACUUGGAUUGAGAUCCAAAUUUCACUAAAAUGUUCAAAAGCUAUGAAAAAAUCUCAAUGAGUGACAACGAGAAACUAGUUUCCCCUAAAAACACCACUACGGGUUGAAAAAUCGUCAAUUCUGUCGAAUUUGACGCGAAACGAAACGUUUCAUUGUAAAUAUUCCAUGUAAAUAGUAGUUAAGUUAGUUUGUUAGUGAGUGAAAUCCUAUAUUAAAUAUUGUAA